Molecule: messenger RNA, 789 nt
Organism: Phragmites australis (common reed)
Lineage: Eukaryota; Viridiplantae; Streptophyta; Magnoliopsida; Poales; Poaceae
Product: glutathione S-transferase T3-like
Exons: 3
Coding region: 1-789 (262 amino acids)
Source: RefSeq, a predicted model, not a curated record
AUGUCGCAGUUCUCGCAGCCUGCUGGUCUUGGAGGGCAGUCGGAGUUAGGCCAGUUUAAUCUCGGGAGCGAGGAAAAGGGCAGGAAGAAGGUCACCUCGAGGAAGAAGAAGAAGGUGGAUGCGAAAACUGAUAGGACAAAAUUGACAGACGAGGAAGAUGAGUUGUUGGUGUCGGCGUGGCUUAACGUGAGCCAAGAUCCGGUUGUGGGCACGGAUCAGUCAAGGGAGACAUAUUGGGGUCGUAUCGCGAAGUACUUCAACACUUACAAAAAAGAAAGCAUGAUGCCGAGGACCGAGAAAGCGCUCAUAAAUCAUAUGAAGCUCAUCACGGAUGCGGUCACUAAAUUUACGGUGCAUUACAGGAGGGUGGAGCAGCUGAACCCGAGUGGCAUGAACGAACGUGACAAGAUGGCUCGAGCGUGCUCCGCAUAUAAAGCAAUCGAGGGCAAACCAUUCGCGUACACACACUGUUGGGUGCUGCUGGCCGAGCACCCAAAGUGGCAUGCUCACGAAACGGCAAAGGCGCAGAAGUCUUCAGUUCCUACUGUGUCCGGAGGAGCAUAUGAAAGACAAUUGCAGGACAUCAGUGAAACAAAGAAAGUUAUGGUGGAGCUUAAGAAGGAGCAGCUGGAGGUGAUGCGGCUCCAAGCCACUGUCCGAAUGAAUGACCAAGAUGAAAGAAUUAUGAAGGUUGAUUUGGACACCGUUUCAGGACCCCUGCGCGAGUAUUAUAGGAAGCGCCAGGAAGACAUAAUGGCGCGGUGGAAGCUCCUGGAGAACCGAGAGUAG